This is a messenger RNA of Diaporthe citri, 2082 nucleotides long. RefSeq lists its product as uncharacterized. Bases 1 to 2082 code for a protein of 693 amino acids. The transcript has a single exon. Gene Ontology annotation, biological process: mitotic intra-S DNA damage checkpoint signaling; double-strand break repair; resolution of meiotic recombination intermediates. The record is from RefSeq and is a predicted model, not a curated record. Gene Ontology annotation, cellular component: nucleus; Holliday junction resolvase complex. Lineage: Eukaryota; Fungi; Ascomycota; Sordariomycetes; Diaporthales; Diaporthaceae. Gene Ontology annotation, molecular function: DNA binding; nuclease activity.
AUGGACGGAAAAAGACGGACACUAGACGAUGACGUCGUCGACUUAACCAACAUCGACGACGAUGAUCCCAUCCCAGACCUCAGGGCCGGGCUAAUCGCCAGACGACCCAAUUCAGGAGCAUCGAAAACCGACGACUUCCUCUUCCUGUCAGAUGACUUCGACUCGACGGGAAAUCUAGGCGCCGACGAUUUGGACCCCUCCGAAGCUCGGCCCGCCAAGAAACAAUGCGUCUCUGGAGCUUCCAAUUUAACUGCUGGAGGCGUACGUGAGCAAAUUGUCCAAAAGUCUACGACGUCUGCGGCAGGGAGAAUCCGAACGGGACCUGGUGUACUUCAGCCAGCUGGCCCAAGAAAGCGGAACGCUCCAUCAGACCCCAUCGAGUUUACGAGUUCUCCCCACGCUCCGAGGUCCUCGAAUAAGCGCGACGCGAUCUCAAGUGACCCUUUUGCAAGCUCUCCUUGGCGCGCAGAGAAAGAGAACAUCAUUGACCUGGUAGAUGACGUUGACGAUCCGUUCGCGAGCUCCCCUCCGAGGGGGACAGGAAAGCCGAUGAUGCCGCCCAAACGUGCCGGGAAGAGAGAGCCCAGCCCAGGACUACCAGGGAACAGCCCGCGGCAGGCUCAGAAGAAUAUUCGAGGGUCCAGGAAUUCUGUGGGAUGGGAUCACAUUUCAAGCUCUGCUCCUGAGGCCAGUGUCCGGGAAGACCAGUGGGGCUUUGACGUCCAAUCUUCGCGCAACGGUCUCGCGAGAAGUCGCUCUGGGGGAGUUGACUUGGGGGACCUGGCGGAUCUUCCCAUGUCGUCUGACAAUGACGACGACGACGAGUUCCCUGACAUCGGCGGCAUUAAAAGGCCGAAGCUGAGCUCCAACGCCAUGUCAAAGGCGAUAACAGCACCGCGAACCUCAGCGUCGAAGCCAUCCACAUCCAAAACAAAACCUACUACUGAAGGUAAAGCAGCUGCGAGAGAAGCCGAGAAGCGGAGGAAACAGCGAGAGAGAGAAGAAAACAAGGACCAGAGGAGACGGGAAAAGGAGAGGGCAGCGGCAUUAGCUGAAGUGAACAAGGUCAGGACCGACAAAAAAGUCACCACGCCAGAGAUGAUCGUCGACCUUCCUUCGUCCAUGAACCCCAGCGUCAGGCUGCAAGUUGAGACACUCCUCGAGGACCUGAAAGUCCAGCACUACCCGUACAACAGCCCCGUUAAUGGCGUGGUAAAAUGGCGGAGGAAGGUCAGGGCCAGGUUCAAUGAGGACGAGGGCUACUGGGAACCAAUCCCAGUCGAGCGCAUCGAGCCCGAGAAGCACGCAAUGGUCCUCAUGCCGGCAGCUGAGUUUGUCGAGCUCGCCCUCGGGGCUAAGGGCUCCGACCUCGAGGCGCACGUCCUCAGGAUGCAGCGGCACUACGAGGGCGACCAGCUCGUCUACAUGAUCGAGGGCCUGACCCCCUGGAUGCGCAAGAACCGCAACGUCCGUAAUCGCCAGUUCCAGUCUGCGGUCCGUAACGCCGGCCCCGACGCGGAUGCUGCAGCAGCAGCAGCCACCGCUCCGCCCCCGAGCAGCCAGGCACCCCCGAACCGCCGGAGGAAGGACCCCAAGCCCCCGCCUGUCUACAUCGACGAGGACCAGGUCGAGGACGCGCUGCUCCAGCUGCAGGUGGCACACGGCGUCAUCAUCCACCACACGGGUGCGCCGAUCGAGACGGCGCAGUGGGUCGCGACAUUCACGCAGCACAUCAGCCAGAUCCCGUACCGGCGGCAGCGGGACGCGGCCAACGAGUCCGCCGCGUUCUGUAUGGAUAGCGGCCAGGUUCGCACCGGUGACGGGCCGGCCGACACGUACGCGCGCAUGCUGCAGGAGAUCGUCCGGGUCACGGCUCCCAUCGCAUAUGGCAUCGCAGGCCAGUUCCCGACCGUCGGCAAGCUGGUCCGCGGCCUGGAGGAUGAGGGGCCCCUGGCGCUGGAGAGCAUCCGGAAGAGCGCGAACAGGGAUGGGGCGUUUACCGACCGGACGAUCGGGCAGGCUAUCAGUCGGAGGAUUCACAAGGUCUUUACGGGGAGGGACGAGGCCAGUACGGAUAUCUGA